AGACGGCACGCUCCACUCGACGAAAGGCACCCGGUAUAUAAGCGCUUCGCGUUUCCGCCGCAUCUCAGUGCUUUGUGAAAGUGUUGUGAGAAAGUGAAAGAUGGACUCGCAGCAGUUCAGGGAGUUCGGCAAAGCCGCCGUGGAUUACAUCGCGGAUUACUUGGAGACGGUGGAGGAGCGGCCGGUGGUGGCGGGGGUGGCUCCGGGAUACUUGGAGAAGCUGAUCCCGGAGGAGCCGCCGCAGGCCGGGGAGAAGUGGCAGGAGGUGUUGCAGGAUGUCGACAGGAUCAUCAUGCCGGGGAUCACGCACUGGACAUCGCCGCAUUUUCAUGCCUUCUUCCCGACGGCCAGCUCCUUUCCGAGCAUUGUGGGCGAGAUGCUGAGUGCCGGGUUCGGAUGCGUGGGCUUGAGCUGGGUGGCAAGCCCCGCGUACACCGAACUGGAGGUCGUCAUGAUGAACUGGCUCGGUAAGCUCCUCGGCCUCCCUGAAGAAUUCCUCAACUGUUCUGAGGGGCCCGGUGGCGGAGUGAUCCAAGGCUCCGCCAGCGAAACCACCUUUGUGGCCCUGCUAGCCGCUAAAGAAAAAACAGUCCGAGACAUACAAAAACUGCACCCCGAGUUGUCCGAAGCGGAAAUUAAAGGAAAACUCGUAGCGUACUCAUCAAACCAGUCAAAUUCCUCCGUGGAAAAAUCCGGCCUUUUGGGCUCAAUGCCCAUGCGGUUGCUACCCGUUGACGAAAAGGGACAAUUGCGAGGAGACGCGUUAGAGGAAGCCAUUCGGAAGGAUAAGGAGCAGGGGCUUAUCCCAUGCUACGUCGUUGCGAACUUGGGCACGACCCCGACUUGUGCGUUCGAUAAACUGGAGGAGUUGGGACCGGUGUGCCAGAGGGAAAAUGUUUGGCUGCACAUUGACGCGGCUUAUGCCGGCUCGGCCUUUGCCUGCCCCGAAUAUAGGUACUUGAUGAAAGGAGUUGAAUACGCGGACUCGUUCAACUUCAACCCGCACAAGUGGAUGCUGGUGAACUUCGACUGCUCGGCGAUGUGGGUCCGGGACGCCCGCCACCUGGUGGAGGCCUUCAACGUGGAGCGCAUCUACCUCAAGGACCAGCACAAAGGCCUGGCCCCGGAGUACCGCCACUGGCAGAUCUCCCUCGGCCGGCGCUUCCGCGCGUUGAAGCUCUGGUUCGUGCUCCGCAUUUACGGCGUCGACGGCAUCCAGAAGCACAUCCGGCACCAGAUCUCCCUGGCCCAGCGCUUCGAGGAGUUGGUCCGAGGCGACCAGCGGUUCGAAGUGUGCUCCUCGAGCAUGGGCCUGGUGUGUUUCAAGCUGAAAGGCGACGAUGCGUUGACCGUCAAACUCUUGGAACGCGUCCAGCAGAGGAAGAAGAUUUAUGUCAUCGCGGGACACUUUGGAGAGAGUCAUGUGAUUCGGUUUGCGGUUUGUAGUCGGUUAACGGAAAAAAGACACGUGGAUUAUGCCUGGAAUGAGUUCGCGAGCCAAGCCGAUGAGAUUCUGGGGUGCAAGGUUGAAAGGAAGAGUGAUAUCUCGAUUGAGAUUAGCAAUGCUAGGUGCCAAAAGAUAAACGAUAUUGAGAAGUCGAAGUGAGGGGUUACUAUGUGCCUGAGAUUGUUGUUUUAUUUAUUGUUUUGUAUAAGAUUUGUUAUACUGGUGGUUGCAUGAAAAAUAAAAAACAUUUGGAAUUGAA
Messenger RNA from Tribolium castaneum (red flour beetle), 1706 nucleotides. RefSeq names its product aromatic-L-amino-acid decarboxylase. The coding region runs from base 101 to 1606 and encodes 501 amino acids. Gene Ontology annotation, molecular function: aromatic-L-amino-acid decarboxylase activity; pyridoxal phosphate binding. Gene Ontology annotation, cellular component: cytoplasm. The transcript is spliced from 4 exons. The record is from RefSeq and is a predicted model, not a curated record. Gene Ontology annotation, biological process: amino acid metabolic process; catecholamine metabolic process. NCBI's taxonomy places the organism in Eukaryota, Metazoa, Arthropoda, Insecta, Coleoptera, Tenebrionidae.